This is a messenger RNA of Lucilia cuprina (Australian sheep blowfly), 1476 nucleotides long. RefSeq lists its product as uncharacterized. The coding region runs from base 58 to 1230 and encodes 390 amino acids. The transcript has 4 exons. The record is from RefSeq and is a predicted model, not a curated record. Lineage: Eukaryota; Metazoa; Arthropoda; Insecta; Diptera; Calliphoridae.
CGGUGAAGAUUAAAAUCGGUUAAACUUAAUAAAAUAAAAUAUUUAUAAAAUUUUAAAAUGUUUUUUAUAAAUAUUCAUACUUAUAUAGUGUUUUUAAUAAUAUUUAAUAUAUUUUUAAUCGAAAUAAAUGCCAAAGAAAUAAAAAACGAUGUAACCACUUCACCAACACCCACCACAACUUUACAACGUACUACAUCGGAGGGUUAUGUUGUAGAAUCCUCGGAUUUAACUAAACGUGAUAUAAAAACUAAGGAUUUAACUGCAGCAAAUACAUUGGGAGUAGCAGCCAAAAGUUAUGAUCCACCACCAGAGUUUUAUAGAGGUCCUGGUUCAACAGGUCAUUUCAUAUCAACUGUAGAAGCUCCACAAUAUAAUAAUAAUUAUAAACCCUCAAAUGGUUUUAUAUCCCGGCCCAUAGCAUUUCCAGACACUCACAAUGCCAACAGUAACAACAACAACCAACAUAACAAAUACAAUGGAGGUGGAACACAAGAUAACAGCGAUGUACAUUUGGCCAACAGUUACAAUUCUUGGCAACAUCUCAAAGGAAAAGUGGGAGUGCUGUUGAAUAAAAAAGGUGCUCUGCAGGAUAGAAUUAGCGUGGGACAUUAUACGACAUCAGACCAUGGAAGUAGCUCAAAUGGUGGCUAUGCAUACGAAAGUCGUCCUUAUGGUGGCAAAGAACAUCAUGUAGAAUACAUACCCACUAAUCCACACUAUGGUGGUAGUGUGCCGACUACUGCUCACACGGGUGGCUAUUAUGGCAGUAGUGCUAUAGCAGAAGGCAUACCAUUCGAUGUUUAUGGAGGUAAAAAUCACUAUUCUAGUUCAGCUGGUGGCGACUAUGCUUCAUACUCCUAUGCAGAAGGACAUGAACCAGCUGCACAUAAGUCUCAUCCGGACAUAUCGCAAAAAGCCCUCUUAGCCAAAAGCUUUCUCAUACCUUUGGCCAGCGCUGCUGUUUUAGGUAUAGCUGCAGCUUUGGUCAGCAAUCCCCUGCUCCUACAAUUGGGCACUGUGUCUGGUGUGGCACCGGGUGCUGCUAUUUUGGGUAAACGUAGAAGAAGAGACUUGACCACUUCCGCUACUCUUAAUGACAAGAGCACUAAUAGCUUAAAUUUAGCAUUAACAUCUGUAGAGGGUAGUAAAAAGGAUUCAUCUUUACUUGCUUAUAGUGCCCAUCAUCAACGACAAAAUCUUCAUCAUCAUCCACGUUUUGUGCGUACAUGAGACACAUGUGUAAUGCCUGCUUUCUAAUAAGUUCGUUUUUUUAAUUUUGUACAAAUCUUAUGAGAAGAAACACUUGUAGAGAUGAGAACGAUAACAAAAGCUGCUACAUGGAUUCUACCUGUCCCCAAUGUAAUUAGAAAAUUAAAAUUAAAUCAAUUAAAUUGUUUGUGACUUAUACAUGUCUUAGGAAAUUAUAUAAAUAAACUCAUGUUGACAUUAUAAAGUACUAGCCAUAGAAAAGGUAUA